Phyllostomus discolor (pale spear-nosed bat) is the source of this 1396-nucleotide messenger RNA. RefSeq names its product rhodopsin (gene RHO). Gene Ontology annotation, biological process: visual perception; phototransduction; G protein-coupled receptor signaling pathway. The transcript has 5 exons. Gene Ontology annotation, cellular component: membrane; photoreceptor outer segment. Gene Ontology annotation, molecular function: G protein-coupled receptor activity. Bases 106 to 1152 code for a protein of 348 amino acids. The record is from RefSeq and is a predicted model, not a curated record. Lineage: Eukaryota; Metazoa; Chordata; Mammalia; Chiroptera; Phyllostomidae.
GGAGUUGUCGAGCCAGCGUGGUCUAGACCCUGCGUGGCCUAGCUCAGGCCCCAACAGCAGUCUUGGGUCGGAGCUGCCUGUGGGGCAGCCACAGGGACCUCAGCCAUGAACGGCACGGAGGGCCCCAACUUCUACGUGCCCUUCUCCAACAAGACGGGCGUGGUGCGCAGCCCCUUCGAGUACCCGCAGUACUACCUGGCCGAGCCCUGGCAGUUCUCCAUGCUGGCCGCCUACAUGUUCCUGCUGAUCGUGCUUGGCUUCCCCAUCAACUUCCUCACACUCUAUGUCACAGUUCAGCACAAGAAGCUGCGCACACCUCUCAACUACAUCCUGCUCAACCUGGCCGUGGCCGACCUCUUCAUGGUCUUUGGAGGCUUCACCACCACCCUCUACACCUCUCUGCACGGAUACUUCGUCUUCGGACCCACGGGGUGCAACCUGGAGGGCUUCUUUGCCACCCUGGGAGGUGAAGUUGCCCUGUGGUCUUUGGUGGUCCUGGCCAUCGAACGGUACGUGGUGGUAUGCAAGCCCAUGAGCAACUUCCGCUUCGGGGAGAAUCACGCCAUCAUGGGGCUCGUCUUCACCUGGAUCAUGGCACUGGCCUGUGCCGCACCCCCACUAGCCGGCUGGUCCAGGUAUAUCCCAGAGGGUAUGCAGUGCUCGUGUGGGAUCGACUACUACACGCUCAAGCCAGAGGUCAACAACGAGUCCUUCGUCAUCUACAUGUUCGUGGUCCACUUCUCCAUCCCCAUGGUCAUCAUCUUCUUCUGCUACGGACAGCUGGUCUUCACAGUAAAGGAGGCGGCUGCCCAGCAGCAGGAGUCAGCCACCACCCAGAAGGCUGAGAAGGAAGUCACCCGCAUGGUCAUCAUCAUGGUCAUCGCGUUCCUGAUCUGUUGGCUGCCCUACGCCAGCGUGGCCUUCUACAUCUUUACCCACCAGGGCUCUGACUUCGGCCCCAUCUUCAUGACCCUCCCGGCAUUCUUUGCCAAGUCAUCCUCCAUUUACAACCCUGUCAUCUACAUCAUGAUGAACAAGCAGUUCCGGAACUGCAUGCUCACCACCCUCUGCUGUGGCAAGAACCCGCUGGGUGAUGACGAGGCAUCCACCACUGCUUCCAAGACGGAGACCAGCCAGGUGGCGCCGGCCUGAGCCCUGCCAAGGACUCUGCUGCCGACUGUAGGAGUCUUCCGUCCCCCAACACCCACCCCCAGCAACAGCUGCCCCACCAGGAGCCCAGUGCCUGUCACAAUCAGGUCUCACAGGCUCCACGAGUGGUUUUUUAUUUUAAGAAUUAAUGAGAGCAAAACAGGACUCCCCACCCAACGGGGACAGCUCGGUCUGGAGUCCUGGGUUCUCAGGGGCCGGUGGGAUCAGUACCCCUCCUCCCCCCAAC